UGGAUGCGAAAUCAGUGAUAUUCUCAAGCAAAACAUCCAACAGCUUCAUCUGGUUGCAUGCGCCUGACCACCAGUUUGACCGCCUUUACUGUCUGUUUCAAGGCAGCCUCUGAAGCGACUCACUCUUACAGUUUGCUCUCCUACGCAACGAGCUUUUCCGACAACGAACUGCUGAUUUGGGAAGAAUCUAAAACACAACUCUGGCUGUAUUUAGGAAAUUUUGUAACAGAGUUUUACAUCCCAGACAUGAAUUCUUUACUGAGACACAUCUAUGUGACCUGGGAGUCUCAGCGGGGUGAGAUAACAGUCUGGGUCAAUGGGAGACGCAGGGUACGGAAGGUUGGUGGAAAGGGUCAGGUUGUGAAAGGGUCUGGCCAGUUUAUUCUAGGUCAGGAACAAGACUCAGUUGGUGGAGGUUUUGACGCCAGUCAGUCGUUUGUCGGAGAGAUAACUGAUGUUCACCUGUGGGAUCAUGUUCUCCAACCCAAUGACAGAGAUGAUCAGCCAGGGUUGUUUCAGUAAAGGAGGGAACAUCAUUGACUGGAUAUUAACAAUGUUUACAUCACGAGGGUACGUAAGAAUUAA
Leucoraja erinaceus (little skate) is the source of this 585-nucleotide messenger RNA. Its product is annotated as mucosal pentraxin-like. NCBI's taxonomy places the organism in Eukaryota, Metazoa, Chordata, Chondrichthyes, Rajiformes, Rajidae. The coding region runs from base 58 to 522 and encodes 154 amino acids. The record is from RefSeq and is a predicted model, not a curated record. The transcript has a single exon.